Molecule: messenger RNA, 1626 nt
Organism: Microplitis mediator
Lineage: Eukaryota; Metazoa; Arthropoda; Insecta; Hymenoptera; Braconidae
Exons: 3
Coding region: 148-666 (172 amino acids)
Source: RefSeq, a predicted model, not a curated record
UCUGGAAAAGUGCAUUCCUCCUUUACUUCUUAGAUCUAGUUUUAUUUGCGCGAUGGAAGUUGCGGCUGAGAAUCAGUUUCAUUAUUUCCGUGAUCUUGGCCAAUGCUCGUAAAACUCAUUAUCGGAAAAUAAAAAUACUUUAUUGUUAUGUGUUACGUUAUGUUUAAAUCGUUUUUUAUUGCAUGUAUUAUUGUAUUGAUUAAUAUAAAGAUCAUUGAGUGUAAAAGAAAUAAAAAUACUGAUUUAGUCGAUUUAACUGGCGUCAAUUUUUAUACGGAAAAUAAUGAAGUCAAAAUUAAACUCGAUGUUGAAAAAUUAUUAUCAGAGGAACUACAAAGUCGUCAUGAUCAUGACCAAGAUAAUAAUGCUGUUCAUAAUAACGAUAAGCAGCCAAAUAUUUUCCAAAGAAUCGGAGCAAUGUUGAUGAUGAUACCAUUGAUGAUGCAGGUUCUGUCUCUCCCAGGAGCGCUCGCCUCUAUAAAAAUGUCCCUGUUGAAAAGUCUCUUUGUCGGUAAACUGGCUCUGAUAAUAAUGCUGUACAACUUGUUGAUAAGCUUGCGUUCGAACUCAGAAACUGUCUUUGUCAAUCAUGGGCCAAGCCGACCUGAACACUACGACCACUACUACUCGCCAUAUGACGACGAUGAUUCCGGUCCGUUCGGAUGAAAUUAACCGAUAACUCAAUGGGGUUUUUGUAAAUUUUAAAUUUAUUAUUUAAUUUUUUUUUCUAUUGGUUGGUGGAUGAUUGUGUGUGUUAUUACUUAUUUGAUGAUACUUACCGAAUUACUUUUGACCUUGGGAUUAAGUAUUUGUGUCCGUUCGUGAAGGCGUUGGGAUGUUGACUGACCUACUUGGAGUUAAACUAACGGCAUUUUGGUCCAGAUUGUUUUUAUGGUGUGUUGUGUCGAAAACUUUGUAUUUACGUUUUAUAUAUAUGUAUAUUUAUAUGAAAUUUUUGAGUCAAUAAAAUAAAAUUGAUUGAAAAUGAAAUUUUAUAUACAUAUGGGGGAGGGGUGAGUAAAACGGUACCGUUCAGGAAAUUAUUUUUGUUCAUAGGAAUACGGAAUUUUUUUUUUUUACUUACAUUUGAAGAAAUUGAAGAAAAUUUCCACUUUCUAUGGUAAAAUUUUUUUUUCCGGGCGGGCAAAACGGACAGACCCUAAAAACGAAGUAAAAAAUUUUUUUUUUAUUUGAAAAAAAUGACUAGUAAAAUUUUUGUUUUUGUGGCCAAUGGAGUCGCUGAAAAAUUCAUGAAAAAAAAAUUUGCGACCCUCGAAAUUUUACAAAAAAGAUGAUAAGAGUCGCAACUGACAUUUAAAAAUAAAAUUUUUGAUAAAAAAAGUUUUUACAAAAUUUGUAGGGUGGUCUGUUUUACCCACCGGAUCUCGUUUUGCCCGACUUCCCUCUAUAUUUUUUAUUUCGAAAUUUGAAUUAAUUAUUUAAUUAAAUAAUAGAUAAUUUUCAGAAAUAAUUUUUGACUAAAUAAAUUUUUAGCCGAAAAUUGUAAAAAUAAUUUUGGCUUUUUACUCUGACAAGAAAAUAAAUUUUCAAAAAAUACUUCCGCCUAAAAAAAAUUCUCUGUACAUUACAAUUAAUUAAUAUUCCAUACAAUUAAUAAUUCAAAAA